Xiphophorus maculatus (southern platyfish) is the source of this 5024-nucleotide messenger RNA. RefSeq names its product putative fidgetin-like protein 2. The transcript is spliced from 3 exons. The coding region runs from base 308 to 1492 and encodes 394 amino acids. The record is from RefSeq and is a predicted model, not a curated record. NCBI's taxonomy places the organism in Eukaryota, Metazoa, Chordata, Actinopteri, Cyprinodontiformes, Poeciliidae.
UCCCCCCUCCUGAACACUCAACUACAAUCCCUUUUACAUCGACUCCCCCCUGCUGUAUUUUGAGGAAUAUUGGAUUACUUUCCGCACCGGAGCACUAACCGAGCACAUCCAGGGAUGGUCAGGUGGUACUUUGGUGUUGAAGUGUAAGGUCAACCAUGAAGCUGUACUUGAGGCUGGCCACUUGCAGAGACAGCAGCCACACAGUGUACAGCAGGAUCGACUUAGGCCCCAUCAGCAUGCAGCUGGGUCCUCAGUAAGGACAAGUGGACCUGGUCCUCUCCUCUUCACCUGGGGCCAGGGCUGCAGAAUGCUCAGUCCUGCCACCCCAUACAGUCUAUUGAAGAUGCACUGGUCUCCGGAGCACGGCGCCCCUUUAUCUCAGUGGCCUGAGCAGCACCUAGAUGUGACAUCCACCACCUCCCCACAGUCUGCCCACAAACAAGACCCCUACAGUACUGCUGCCCGGCGCACCUAUGCCCCUGCUGGGUAUCCUUGGGCCAGUGACGACAUAUCUGCUCUUACGGCUUCUUCGCUGCUCAAGCGAUAUGCGGAGAAGUACUCAGGUCUGGAGUUGUCAUAUGAACGCCCUGCUACAGGCGCCUACUCUGAGUCUGGAAGUUUCCUAAAAACUGAAACCGAGCCCUGGGCUCUGAGCCAAGGCAUGGAUUGCUACCCCGGACUUGAAGCACUAACUGGCUCCAAGGUGGGGUCUGCCUCUGUAGGAAUCCCGGCCACAGGAAGUGUAACAUUAGUGAGUAGUAACUUGGUCACGGAACCAGGCUAUGGUGGCACUACGUCCUGCAAUGCCCCAUCAUCUCAGGAAUAUCCUCCUGCCUACAACAGCACCUAUCUGUCGCCCGGAUACUGCCCUCAGCCCAGUGCAGCACUUCCACCUGCCCCUCUGCACACCUUGCAGCCAGCUCCUACUCUAGUGCCAAGCUACAGCACCAGCACUCCGGUCUACAACUACCCACCGGGUUGCUACCCCCAAACCAGCCUUUCUUCUGGAUACAGCCACCCCAGUGCCUCCUAUCUUCCCUCAGGAAUUAGUGCCCCCACACCUCUAGCCCCUCGGCCUACCGUGGUCGGAGGUAGUUAUAGUUACCCAUGCCACAACCUUGGAGGGAGCACUGAUGGAGGUCUUAAACGCAAGGCCUUUGAGAUGACAGAUGAAGUACAGGAGGAGGUAGAAGCAGAGGGAUCACGCUACAAAAAGUAUGGCAACGGUCCAGGAAACAGUCACAGCAAAGGUAACGGUAAUAGCCAGGCCAAUGGCUAUGAUGUUAGCCGUCCUGCCAACGACCAGCAGACCUACAAACCUGGAAAGCCCCUGAUUUCACCUCCAUACAACAGAGCAGGGAACUAUAGCCCACCGUCAGGCCUUGCAAGGGAAAGCGUAACAGGGGAGCACAGCUUUUCUCAGCAGCAAAGAAUGUCUGUGAAGAUACCUGCAUCUCACACACGAGCUGAGGACACCACUGGUGGCCACUGAUGAUGCCAAUCAACAUCAGGGAGGAGUACCUAAAGACUGAGGGGUACUGGAACAACACUGACUUGUUCUGCAAAAGGUGUAAUCUCUCUGGCAAACACAAGAGGGCACAAGACUUCUAUUUCUUGUGGAUGUCCAUCAUUUGUCUUUCUUCAUAUUUUUCCAAAGAUUCACAAGUGUUAGGUUGAGCUAUUCUCUACAUAGACAGUCUAAAUAUCAGAGUGUCUCUUUCUCUCAGGAUCUUAUCUAUUUCCUUUUGGCUACUUAGCGUUGUUUAAGAAGUUGGUGUACUAAUUUGUAGCCAUUAUUUAUGUAAAAAGGCCUUUGACUGCAAAAAUGCUCUUUGGCACCACAAAAUGACCAAAAAGGAAAGCAAGCAAUAACUAAAAUGUUGAGAUUGCCGUUCUACUUUAGCAUAAUCACUGGUAAAUCUGACUGCAGGUCUUGGUGUGUCAUUGGGCCUUGGGAGAUUAAUAUCAUAGUUCUCUCUCCACCUCCUUUUGCAUUUAUUUCCUAUUGUGGAGACGUAUCUUUUCUGCUCAACAACAGUCGAUGCUUAAAUAAACAUACAGUGCUGUGAUAAAAUAUUUGUUACAGAUUUCUUUAAGUUUUACAUUUGGCAAUAGUGUUUCAGGUCAAUAGCACAAUAACAAUUUCAAAAUGUUGAUUUCAUUCAUUAGAGGAAAAAAACUAACCAACCUGAUCCUUUCUGAAAAACUAAUUCCCCAUCACCUUUUUGUACAAUCAACAAAAAUAACAAGAAUAUUAAGAAUUUGCUUUGAGGUUAUAUAUAGAUAUAUAUGUGUAUAUAUAUCGCUGUAUGUGUAUAAUUUUGGCCCACUCUUCUUAGAUUGUGUUUAAUUCAGUCACAUUGUAGUGCUUUAGAGCUUGUAGACUUUGUUUAAGGUAGUGCCACAGCAUUUCAAUAAGAUUCAAGUCUGGACCCCAAUUAAGUCACUCUGUUGUCUCUUUUUGUUAGCCUUUUGGACAGUGUGCUUUGGAUCACUGUCCUGCUGGAAAACCAAAAUGCACAUGAUCUUAAGGUUCCAACCUGAUAGCUGGACUUUCUCCUUCAGGAUGUACUGCUGAAUAGCAGAGUUCAUGGUUCCAUCAGUUAUAGCAUGGUUGGUCAUGCUAUAAUGACUGCCAGUCAGUAUGCUUGACUGCUGGUCAUUAUAAUGUUCUUUGUAAGAACACCUUACAAAGGUUCCGGUUUUGUCUCCUCGGUGAGCAGAAUACUCCCCAGUUUUGUGGAUCAGCAAUCUGAUAUCUUUGGACUGCAGUGGUUUUGACUUUUUUUUAUCCAGUCCUUUUCUUAACUUAACUUAUGAACACUGAUCUUCACUGAAGCAAGUGAAUCCUUUAGAUGCUGUUUUGGGUUCUUAUGUGACCAUUGUUGAUGCACUUUGGAGUAGUUUUGGUAGGUUAGCAAAUCCCUGGAAGGCUGGGCUACUUUUCUAUGUUUUCUCUAUUGUUGAUGAUGACACACUGUGUGUCCCUGGAGUCGUAAGACCUUCUGUUCCCCAUCUGUUCCUGAAUUUCUUUAGAUCGCGGGGAAUGGUGUGUAGCUUUUUAAUAGAGUAAUCAUGUCCUCAGACAGAUUCUUUUUAACUGAUUUCUUGAUUGUACAGGUCUGGUUGUGACUGGAGAAAUUGAACCAGUAAGAGUGGAUAAUCACACUUAAUUAAUAGGCUAGCAGAAAGGGAUAAAUUGAUUUUUACAUAGGCCCAGGUUGAUUUGGACAACUUGCUAUAAUAAAUGAAAUCUUCAUAAAAUCAUUAUUCUGAAUUUACUCUGGUUGUGUUUGACUAAUAUUUGAACUAUUCAAGGGAGAAUACUUUGUCAUAGCACUGUAUAAAAAACCUUCAGCAAUAUACAUGAAGUCAUUGUUUAAGCUUAAUUCUAUUACCAAUGAUUUAAGAUUUUAUUUUCAUUCGAAUGUAUUUAGCAUUCAAAAAAUUACUAGACACAAAUAUCUGCAGGUUGUCUUCUAAUGGUGUAGUUACCAGGCACAUUUGUGGUAAGCUUAAGAAAACAUUAAUAGCAUCCAGUUUACCAUCCAAUAAAGGUUGUUUAUUGUAUGGAUGCUCUUCGUGCAGGUUCCAGUGCCUCAAACACUUUCUGCUCAACAUUAUAGUCUUUAUGAAGAAUUGCCUGCUUAUCUGCUUUGAUUUACUCUUUUUAAUAUGCAAUCUCUUUACUUAACCCUAUUAGAAGGAUGAUUUAUAGACAUGUUAUUGAAAAACUCAGGAAGAAUAUUGUUACCUCAGAAUGAUAAAAGUAAGAAUGUAUAUUAUAACCUUAGGGUGUUGGUAGCGAGCUUUACGGAGCAAGAUGGUGAAAGAAAACAGAGCCAUGGCUAAAAACUUCAGGGAAACCACAAACGUUCAUGCCUUCAGUAAUAUAAAAUGUCAGCAAGCUCACACAAUUGCACACAUAGGAAAACACAAUCCCAUCCAUUUUAUUGCUCUGGGAAACUUGAAGUUUUCUUACCAAGGCCCGAAAUGUUGAAUGUAAUUCAGAUAUUUUUUUUAAGGACAAUACAUGCCAUAAUGUACAUCAGUGAUGUUUUUUAGAUAUAUAAAACAUAUUUUCUUUGUGUAUAGCUGUAAUUCUCCUAUAGGUUUUGGUGGAAAAAUUUAUGCUAUGUUAAGUGUUAGUGUAGUUAGUGUUAGGGAAAAGGUUUUGCAGACCAACUUUGUCAAAACAAAGCAUUCCUGGUAAAAAAAAAAAAAACAUUUCCAUAUAUCAACAUCUACAUCAUGUUGGAAUGCUUGCUAAAUGUCUUUAUUAAAAGUUAGCAGUUCACUGUAACUUUUUUCAAAUUUGAAUCAAAAUCCAUAAAAAAAUGUUUGAAAAGAUGUCGAUCUAGAAGUUUUUUGGUGAUAAUAUCUUGCAAGAGUGGGAUGAGACUUUGCUGUCUUCUUAAACACUCAGACAUCAGAAUAAAUACAAGUGUAGAAACUCGACCGUCUUUUAAAAAUCAAACUUGUGUUAAAAUGUCGCAAACAAAUCCUCUUUAAACAGAGCUCUGUACUAUUUUUAAGAAAAAAAUACAGAUGUUAAGAAAGGAUGAAAGCAACUUGACUAGACUUUUAUAAAUUUCAAGCGCUUAGCUGAAAGGACUAUACGCUCUUCAGUGCCACACAAACUGCAUGUUUUAUAGUAGAAUAUGCACAGUAGCAAUUAUUUCAAUUUUUUUGUUUCUCUGGUGCAGAGAAGAAUGUGGAGUCAUAUCUGAACUUCUGUUAUCUUUUUAAUUCACUCAUCAUUUCUUCUACAUUCUCCUAAACUGUUUCUACCUCAUUUGUAAGACAUUGUACGUGGCAGUAUUUAUUUCAUGUCAUUUUUAGAUGCCUGCAUAAAGAGCAAUGUUUUUUGCUGUUGACCUGUUUAAGUCUACCUCACUACCGACUGUUCUGUCAUGUUCUAUCAGAUGAAAAUACACAAAAUCAAAUCAUGCUUGACUUUCUUUGUUUUUUUUUUUCUUUGAAAACAAGAAGGGGUUUGGUUCAUUCAUACAACUUUUUUGUGA